Fundulus heteroclitus (mummichog) is the source of this 908-nucleotide messenger RNA. RefSeq names its product LIM_TLP_like domain-containing protein. The transcript is spliced from 4 exons. Gene Ontology annotation, biological process: regulation of gene expression; intrinsic apoptotic signaling pathway in response to DNA damage. The coding region runs from base 224 to 499 and encodes 91 amino acids. Gene Ontology annotation, molecular function: zinc ion binding. NCBI's taxonomy places the organism in Eukaryota, Metazoa, Chordata, Actinopteri, Cyprinodontiformes, Fundulidae. The record is from RefSeq and is a predicted model, not a curated record.
CAAUUUCUUACACUUGCUUCGCUUGAAUAAAACAAACGCACUCUUAGAUGUCUUGUUACCCCUACUGCCACUAUGCCACUAUUGGUACUUUUCCAGCAGCAUUUACUCGUAAGCUGCCGAGUCUCAGUUCGGAAUUUGAUUCGUCUCCCCUGUUAAAUCAGACGCUGUGGAUAGCAGAGAGAGAGAGAGGGCUAAAAGGGGGCUUUAAAUUAUUUAUUUACGAAUGCUGAGCCUACUCAUUGCAGCUGUUUCCUCUGGAGCCGAAAGUUCCCCUCGAAGGGAGAAGAGGAGGUCCUUGGGGAGGGACUACCAUCCUCUGUGUCUGAAGUGCCAGCAGUGCAAAAGACAGCUCACGGCAGGCCAGCAUGCUGAGUACGACGAGAAGCCAUUCUGCACGUAUUGCUACAUGAAGCUGUUUGGCCCGAGAGGUAAAAAGGGAGCGAUGCCUCUACAGAACAGCGCAUCGUCUUCAUCACCAAGAGCUGAAGCGGACAAAUAGAUGCUGACAUCUGAAAGGGAAUAGCUGAAAAUCAAAAAAAACAAAAAAAAACAAAACAGUAGUGGCUUUAAUGAAUAACAAUGACUCUCCAGUUGUUGUAUUUGUGAUAAUUUUUCAAAAUUAAAUAUUUAUGGUUAAGCAGGGGUUACUUGAGUUUUAUCAUUUGUAAUAUUGAUUGUAAUUUUUAUUUUUGCCUCAACUUUUCUGAACUUUGCAACAGUAAUUUUUGCUGUAUCUGUGUUUAUUAUUCUUUUUUAUUGGUAUUAUUAUUAUUAUUAUUAUUCGGUUAUGUAAUUACAAAACUGUAAUGCUGUGCAAACUUUAAUGUAUUUUAUUUGAAUUUGAUGUGAUGGACUAAAACAAAGUAGCGCAUAAUCCUAAAGUUGAAUAAAAAAAAUAAUGCAUUGUC